This is a messenger RNA of Cicer arietinum (chickpea), 1408 nucleotides long. RefSeq names its product transcription factor bHLH93-like. NCBI's taxonomy places the organism in Eukaryota, Viridiplantae, Streptophyta, Magnoliopsida, Fabales, Fabaceae. Gene Ontology annotation, biological process: regulation of DNA-templated transcription. Gene Ontology annotation, molecular function: DNA-binding transcription factor activity; sequence-specific DNA binding; protein dimerization activity. The record is from RefSeq and is a predicted model, not a curated record. Gene Ontology annotation, cellular component: nucleus.
AAAUUCUAAAUACUCUCAAAAGGGUGUUUCUUAAAGAAUUAGCAUCAACAUUUUCACAACACAUACACGUGCACAAGGUCACAUUGAGAUAGAAAAAUGGAGUUCUAUGAUGAGAAUUUCAUGGAGGAAUUAAUGGCUCUAAGAAGAGAAACAUAUGAAACAAAUCCAAGUCAAGAAGAAAAUUACCAAUUCUUGUCAUCAAGUCAUAAUAAUAAUAAUUUGAGUUUUGACUCUUUUGAUCAAAACUCAUUUUCUUAUUUACCAAAUUCUUCUUGUAUUCAACAAGUUCCUCAAAGUUUCAACGACAUUAAUGAAUAUAGUUACACUUUCAAUGAAAUCGAUGGUUCCUUAUUACUUGAUGAAUCUUCAACCACACCACAAAUUCUUGAUUCAUAUUAUAAUAGUACACUCCUCGACGCUCCAUUUAUUUCUCAAGAAGAUUUUCCAUUGUCCAUGAUUGCAGAAGAGGAUCCAUGUUUGCUUGGUGAAGAGCUUCAAAAUUUGGAGCUUCAAACAACAUGCAAAAUGGAGCCAACACAAUCACCUGAAAUGCCGGUUUUCAACACUAGUUCGAGUUCGGAAAGAAAGAAUCCAUCCAAGAAACUUCAAGGAAAACCAUCGAAGAAUCUAAUGGCCGAGAGAAGAAGAAGAAAGCGAUUAAAUGAUCGACUUUCGAUGCUAAGAGCAAUUGUCCCUAAGAUAAGCAAGAUGGACAGAACAGCUAUACUUGGAGAUACUAUUGAUUACAUGAAAGAGCUUUUGGAGAAAAUCAAUAAUCUGCAACAAGAAAUUGAACUAGAUUCAAACAUGACAAGCUUUAUCAAUGAUGUAAAGCAAAAUGAAAUCUUGAUCAGAAAUUCUCCUAAGUUUGAGGUGGAGAGGAGCGGUGACACCCGAGUUGAAAUUUGUUGUGCAGGGAAGCCAGGGUUGUUGUUAUCCACAGUAAACACACUUGAAGCAUUAGGACUUGAGAUUCAACAAUGUGUUAUUAGUUGUUUCAAUGAUUUCAGAAUGCAAGCUUCUUGCUCAGAGGAAUUGGAAAGAAGGACAAUGUUGAGUUCUGAAGAUAUUAAGCAAGCCUUAUUUAGAAGUGCAGGGUAUGGAGGAAGAUGUUUGUGAGACUAUAUAUGAUAGGAGAAAAAGAACCUUAGGAUAUUUUUUCUAUUGCUUCAAAUGAAGAUUGCCCAUUUAUGUUGAUUGGUUAAGUUCUCUCCCAAAUGCAUAAUAAAAAAUCCAAUUUAGCUAGCUAGGUGUGUGAUCAUGGACUUGUCCUAAUGAAUCUUGGGCACAAUUACCAAUCAUAAACAUUUUCAUGUGGCCCCUUAGGGUAUGCAUGUGGUGGCUCAAGCAAAAACGUGAGACAUGAUAAGAAAGUAAAGUUCGGAAUUUUGUUCCUAUUCUUUUUUCC